Messenger RNA from Melanotaenia boesemani (Boeseman's rainbowfish), 832 nucleotides. RefSeq lists its product as uncharacterized. The transcript has 4 exons. Bases 28 to 819 code for a protein of 263 amino acids. Lineage: Eukaryota; Metazoa; Chordata; Actinopteri; Atheriniformes; Melanotaeniidae. The record is from RefSeq and is a predicted model, not a curated record.
CAUUUAUUAACUGGUCGUUAACCUGCAAUGGCUGCCCCCAUUGCUCUCAUUCAAGGUGCUAGUAGAGGACUGGGGUUUGAAUUUUGUAAACAUAUCUUAACAAACAAAAGCCUUGCUUCUGUCAUAGCAACAUGCCGAAACCCGGACGGGUCGGCGGAGCUGCGGGGACUAGCAGACCAACACCCAGGCAGACUCACAAUCCUCAAGCUGGACGUGAACCAGGAGGAGGACAUCCGCGGAUCUGCUGAGCGGGUUAAAGAGAACUUCGGUCGGCUGGAUCUCAUCGUCAACUCCUCGGCGAUGCUUCACCCCUCCGGGAAAGGCGAGACUAGCCUGAGGGAUGUUUCCGCACAGGGUGUCAUUUCCACCUUGACCACCAACACAGUGGGCCCCCUAGUCAUGGCAAAAUAUUUUGCCCCUCUUCUUCAGAAGGGUGGUGGUGGUUUUGGUCAGCAGCCUGCAGAGAAAUCCAAGCAGCACAGCGGCAUCAUUGUCAACAUCACAGCUAAAGUGGGGUCCAUUGGAGACAACGGACUUGGUGGCUGGUACAGCUACAGGAUGUCUAAAGCAGCUCUCAACAUGGCUACCAGGAAUUUAUCUAUAGAGCUGUGCCGCAGUCGACCCAAGGUGGUGUGCGUGUCCUUGCAUCCAGGAACAGUCAACACCAAUCUCUCCCGGCCUUAUCACAGGAAUGUGCCAAAAGACAAGUUGUUCAGCGCUGAACAUUCAGUCAACUGUCUGAUGAGCAUCAUAAACUUACUAAGUAUUGAAAAGACUGGGAAGGCAUACAGCUGGGAUGGGACUGAGCUUCCCUGGUAGAAUCAAUAACUGG